Lathyrus oleraceus (garden pea) is the source of this 627-nucleotide messenger RNA. RefSeq lists its product as uncharacterized. Bases 1 to 627 code for a protein of 208 amino acids. The transcript has 5 exons. The record is from RefSeq and is a predicted model, not a curated record. Lineage: Eukaryota; Viridiplantae; Streptophyta; Magnoliopsida; Fabales; Fabaceae.
AUGAAGUUCUGUAGUUGGGAAAAAUUGAAAUCCAUUAAGUUGAGCCGGUCGAAGGUCUGGUUCGUUCGGAGAAUCCAUACUUAUAAUGAAGCUGCGGGGAAUGUUGUUGCACCUAGGGUUGGAUUUGGUUUGGGUUCGGAGUUGCGGCGCGCAGGGGUUUUCGUUAAAGUUGUGAAGGUCGGUGAGAAGGGGAAUGCGGCGGAUUUGUGGUUGGAGAGGGAGAUGAUGAGUGGAGAGGUUGGUUGGUUGGUUUUGGUUUCGGAUGAUCGGGAAUUUGCGGAGAUGUUGAGGAAGGAUAGGGAUUUGGGGAAGAAUGCUGAUUUGUGGCUUGCUUGGAAUGUUGUUGAGAAUGGAAAGGUUGAGGGAAUGGGUUUAAUGGGAAGAAUAGAGGGUUCGGAUGAUGAAUUGGAAGGAGAUCAGAAUCUGGGCUAUGAUGAAUAUGUAACAGAGGAAGAACUAUUAGAUGAUGAAAGAUGGACAAUGAGAGUAGAUUUAAGGGGAAGAAGUCAAGAUCAAAGUUUGUCUCAGUCUCCGAAUUCUAUUGAGUGCCAAGACAUUGUUGGUGUUGAUUCCGAAAAGAGAAAGACAUCGAUGGUGAUGACUCUGUUUAGUCUUAUUACACGAUAG